UUGCGCAGAGAAUUCCAACAGCUAGAGCUUUUAAACGCCAUAACCACUCUACGAUUUGAAGGUAUACUACCGGAUAGCGUUCAGGGAGACACAAGGACUGCAUUGAUACGGUCAUUCCAGCAGUGGAAGGGCGUCGAAUGGUGCCCACCAAAUGUCCAUCGGGCCAUCAGAUGGUCCAAAGUAGAUCCUCUUGGUCUGACCGUCAUCGAACCAUCAUCUAAGUGGCAAAUGGUUGCAAACAGGCAUAACACCACAAAAAAACAAGGAUCCUCUGCUGAAGACCGUGCAGUGAACUACGUACCGGCUCAUGGUACUUCUACGCUGUCAACUACACAUAGUGAUCCGUUCAACAACAGGAGAUUCAGAAAUCAGUUGAACAGUUUGCCUCAGCCCAUAGGUUUGCGCUGGGAUGCGGCCUCUUGGUCAUGUGCAUACGAUGCUCUACUGAGCAUAUUGCACCUUAUAUAUUCAACAAACAGUCGAAUGUGGCUGGAUGAGGUUGCUAAUUCAAAUGAUCAUUUGAGGCUCCUGACGGAUGGCUGG
This is a messenger RNA of Stereum hirsutum FP-91666 SS1, 543 nucleotides long. RefSeq lists its product as uncharacterized. The annotation marks the transcript as partial. The transcript has a single exon. The record is from RefSeq and is a predicted model, not a curated record. NCBI's taxonomy places the organism in Eukaryota, Fungi, Basidiomycota, Agaricomycetes, Russulales, Stereaceae.